AAGUAAGCUUUGCAGUGAGGCUGCAGAGAAGCAGUGGGGCACAACCCCUCCCGGUGCUCUGAACACGUCCAGACCUUGGUGAAAACCUCGGGUUCAGGAUAAUAUUGCAGAUGCCGGGCACAGCAAGGCAUGACCGAGACAUGGCAAUACAGGCCAAAAGAAACCUAUUGGAAGCUACUGACCCCAUUGAAAAACUUCGUUUGCAGUGUUUAGCAAAGGGAUCUGCUGGCAUCAAAGGACUUGGAAAAAUGUUUCAAAUUAUGGAUCACAACAACAGCAGAACCCUCAACUUCCAAGAAUUUAUGAGAGGAUUACAAGAUUAUGCAAUCAUGCUAGACAAGGAAGAAGGACAAAAGGUUUUCCAAAUAUUUGACAAAGACGGCAAUGGAACAAUUGAUUUCGAUGAACUUCUUGUUACCCUGAGACCUCCCAUGUCAAAUGCAAGAAAGGAAAUAAUAAUGCAAGCAUUUCACAAAUUAGACAAGACCGGAGAUGGUGUCAUAACAAUUGAAGACUUAAGAGAUGUGUAUAAUCCGAAACACCAUCCUAAAUACUUAAAUGGAGACUGGACAGAAGAUCAAGUUUUUAGAGCCUUUCUGGAUAAUUUUGAUUCACACUAUGACAAAGAUGGGAAGGUCACAAAAGAAGAAUUCAUGAACUACUAUGCAGGAGUCAGUGCUUCAAUUGAUUCAGAUACCUACUUUAUCAUCAUGAUGAAGAGUGCUUGGAAACUCUGAUCACACAAUUAAGGAAGCAAAACUUUACUUCCACCCUUUCUAUGUUUCUUUGAUUACAUGUAUGCACAACACCCUCAUGCUCCUUUAAAACCAUUUCCAGUAACUAUGGCAAUUACAGUCAGUCUGCAGAAUUAAUUCCAGAUGCUUGGGGGAGGGGAGAAUAAUCAGAGAGCACAUCUGGCAUCCAGCCA
Messenger RNA from Empidonax traillii (willow flycatcher), 928 nucleotides. It is a transcript of the gene CAPSL, whose product is annotated as calcyphosine like. Gene Ontology annotation, molecular function: calcium ion binding. NCBI's taxonomy places the organism in Eukaryota, Metazoa, Chordata, Aves, Passeriformes, Tyrannidae. Bases 111 to 737 code for a protein of 208 amino acids. The transcript is spliced from 6 exons. The record is from RefSeq and is a predicted model, not a curated record.